Molecule: messenger RNA, 2774 nt
Organism: Hevea brasiliensis (rubber tree)
Lineage: Eukaryota; Viridiplantae; Streptophyta; Magnoliopsida; Malpighiales; Euphorbiaceae
Product: pentatricopeptide repeat-containing protein At5g02830, chloroplastic
Exons: 12
Coding region: 3-2570 (855 amino acids)
Molecular function (GO): protein binding
Source: RefSeq, a predicted model, not a curated record
CGAUGAGAGAGCUUGUGAUCCUAGGCUCCUCCUCCAUAGUCACUCCUCCUAAUCCAUCUUCCUCCUCUACUCCUCACCACCAUUCCUCCAAAUCCAAAACCAAACCCUCAUUCCGGAGUAAUCUUCUUCCUUCUUCAUCCAAGCCAAUCCCCACACUACAUUCCCGCUCUCCGCUCCUCUCCACCACCCGAUUGGACCUUGCACGUCGUAAGUCCCUCCUCAACUACUACCUCGACCUUGCUUCCAAGCUUGUUGAGGACGGCCGCCUCAAUGACUUCGCUAUAAUUGCUGAGUCAGUGAUUGCUUCAGGUGUUGAGGUUUCGCAUUUCGUUGAUGGACUCAAUGUGAUGGCUUUGGCUAAGGGGAUUUCCAAGAAUCUUAGCGAGGGAAAUGUAGAAAGUGUUGUUGAGGUUUUGAGGAGAGUUGAGAAGCUGGGAAUUCCCCCGUUGAAGCUGUUUGAUGGGGUAGCUAUGGAAUUGCUUAGAGCAGAGUUUGUGCGGAUUGUGAAUUGUCUUGACCUGGAGCAAUUUGUUGUUUUAAUGGAGGCUCUUGCAGGCUUUUCCUUCUGCAUCAAAGAACUAAUGGAGCCACCUCAAUUUAUUGAAAUCUGUAUUCAUAAACGUAACCCAGAGAUGGCGGUUAGGUAUGCAUGUCUAUUUCCACAUGAAGGUAUAUUAUUCUGUAGCAUUAUAAAAAAAUUUGGAAAAAAGGGGGACUUGGAAGCUGCUUUGGCUGCAUAUGAAGCAUCGAAGCAGCACUCAGAUGUUCCCAAUAUGUAUGUAUAUCGUGCUGUAAUUGAUGUUUGUGGUCUUUGUGGUGACUACAUGAAAUCCAGGUAUAUUUAUGAGGACAUACUCAAUCAGAAGGUCAUCCCAAAUACUUAUGUUUUUAACAGUCUCAUGAAUGUGAAUGCCCAUGAUUUGGGUUACACAUUGCAUGUGUACAAGAACAUGCAAAAUCUUGGUGUAACAGCAGAUAUAGCAUCUUAUAAUAUCCUUUUGAAGGCAUGCUCAUUCGCUGGAAGAGUGGACUUGGCCCAAGACGUUUAUAAAGAAGUAAAGCAGUUGGAAUCAGCAGGACAGUUGAAGUUGGAUGACUUCACAUACUGCACAAUCAUAAAGAUCUUUGCAGAUGCAAAAUUGUGGCAAAUGGCACUAAAAAUUAAAGAAGAUAUGCUAUCAUCUGGUGUUAAUCCUAACAAGUUUACAUGGUCAUCAUUGAUCAGUGCCUGUGCCAAUGUGGGUCUCGUAGAGCAGGCAAUUAAAUUAUUUGAAGAGAUGCAUUUAGCUGGGUGUGAACCAAAUUCACAGUGUUGCAACAUCCUUUUACAUGCUUGUGUAGAGGCUUUCCAGUAUGAUAGAGCUUUUCGGCUUUUCCAGACUUGGAAGGGAAGUGAAGUCCAGGAUAUUUUCAAUGCAGAUAACAAUGCGAGUGCAAUUACUAUUUCAAGUGUAGAGCACGCUCAGUCACAUGAUAUUAUUACUGUGCCAAAUAUAGCAUCUAAUUCACAUCAUUUAGGCUUUAUUAAGAACUUUCCCUUUAUGCCAUCAUCUACAACAUAUAAUAUAUUAAUGAAAGCAUGUGGUAGUGAUUACCAUCGUGCAAAGGCCUUAAUGGAUGAGAUGAAGACUGUAGGCCUUUCCCCCAAUCAUAUAAGCUGGUCAAUCUUGAUUGAUAUAUGUGGAAGUUCCGGCAACGUGGAGGGUGCCUUAAAGAUUUUGAAGAACAUGCGUGGGGUUGCAGUUGAACCUGAUGUUGUUGCAUAUACAACAGCUAUCAAGGUCUGUGUGGAAAAUAAAAAUUUGAAGCUGGCAUUUUCAUUAUUUGCAGAAAUGAAAAGAUACCAAAUAAAACCAAAUUUAGUGACAUAUGAUACAUUGCUAAAAGCUCGUACCAGAUGUGGUUCUUUGAAAGAAGUGCAACAAUGCCUGGCUAUAUAUCAGGAUAUGAGGAAAGCAGGGUAUAAAUCCAAUGAUUACUAUCUUAAGCAACUAAUUGAAGAGUGGUGUGAAGGAGUAAUGCAAGAUAAUGAUCAGAGCCAAGAUGAGUUUGAAGCGUACAAAAAAUCUGACUUUGGAGGACCCCACAGCCUGCUUCUAGAGAGAGUUGCAGCACACUUGCAGAACGGUAUUGCUGAAAAUCUAUCUGUUGACCUGCAGGGCCUGACAAAGGUUGAAGCUCGGAUUGUGGUUCUUGCAGUUCUCCGGAUGAUCAAAGAGAAUUAUUCUUUAGGACGUCCAGUGAAAGAUGACAUGUGGAUAACCUUAGGAGUUGAUAAAGUAGAUAUGCUUCCUGCCACACAGAAGUCAGAGGUGAAACGUACAAUAUUUGAACUUCUGCAGAAUGAAUUAGGGCUAGAGGUUCUUAUUGCAGACCCUAGAUUUAGGGCUGACCCAGAGACAGAUUUUGAAAGCCUUCUUGAUUCAGAUCCUAAGUGGCCAAAAAGUUGUGGAACAGAUAGGAAGAUGGUAUCUCUCUCUCGACGUCCUAUUGUUCUACGGAGGUUAAAGGUCACAAAGAAUUCAUUGCAUUGUUGGCUGCAAAGACGAACAUGUUCUACUGGAAGGUGAUUAUUAUUUAUGUACAAAUGCCAAAUUUUUUGUAAAUGAUUGUAUAUGCGUUCUUCUUCCUUUUUUUUUUUCCUCUUGGUAUACUUCAGAGCAGCACAAAACAGUGCUAUGAUAGAAGAUCAAAUGUACUCAACCAAAAAAGACCACUUUCUCAUAUGUGAUGUGUUUCAUUUGUUCAUUAGUUGCCACCAUAUCAUUAUGAUU